GAUGGUAAAAAUUGGAUGCGUGACGAUGGUAGAUGGUGGUAUGACCAACAAAUUGCCAUUGGAGUGACAAACAACUCUUCAAAGAACGACGAUAUGAUUUCAACAGCCUUUUGGUCGGUCAGCGGCAGAGAAAUAAAGAUCACGCGCAGUGACGACCUCAGCCACAUCCCUCUGUUACAGACCACAGGUAACUGUUUGGGUGGACAAACAUUUCGAUCUAAAAUCACAAGUUAUGGCGACUUUAGAAAUGGCAAGGUCUGGGCCAGUGAUCAGUGUCUGGGAAGUUGUACGGUUCAAUAUGGCGGACAGUACAAGUCAACAGACGGGUUCCAACAGGCUGAGUGCGUUGGAAACAUCCAAAGCGCUAACAAGAUUGGCUUCUGGUGUGACUGGGGUGGGGAUGGAGCAGUGAUGAUGAUUGGUGGAGGAGGAAAUAGCUGUGCACGUGCUGAUCAUGGGAUUGGGAUCACAGAAAUUGGCGCUGCUUCUUUCGUUGAACGUGGUGGUAAUCAAACUGAGUACGACUUUGGUUAUAAUGCCUUCUCACACACCCCUCCAAACCAGUCCUACUCGUUGAACUUAUGGAUCCGUUGAAAAUUAUACGAUCUUUCUUUUUCAAACUAAGUUUAGAACUGAAGAACGUUGAAAAGGAUAAUGUUCAUUUCUUGUCACUUUAUUAUCCUAGUUUCAUUGUCAAACGUACAUGAAAACUUAAACCUCCACCGUUGUACAAGGGGGGGAAAGAGGGAUU
Messenger RNA from Pocillopora verrucosa, 751 nucleotides. The record is from RefSeq and is a predicted model, not a curated record. Lineage: Eukaryota; Metazoa; Cnidaria; Anthozoa; Scleractinia; Pocilloporidae.